Arabidopsis thaliana (thale cress) is the source of this 2399-nucleotide messenger RNA. RefSeq names its product SC35-like splicing factor 33 (gene SCL33). Bases 1476 to 2087 code for a protein of 203 amino acids. Gene Ontology annotation, cellular component: nucleoplasm; nuclear speck; cytoplasm. The record is from RefSeq and is marked reviewed. Gene Ontology annotation, molecular function: nucleic acid binding; RNA binding. Gene Ontology annotation, biological process: mRNA splicing, via spliceosome. Lineage: Eukaryota; Viridiplantae; Streptophyta; Magnoliopsida; Brassicales; Brassicaceae. The transcript has 5 exons.
UAAACCUUCUAGAAGUAUCCUUUUAACAAUUUAUUAUUUUAUUUCCCUCCCUAAAGGUUUCAAGAUUUAUGUUUUGACCAAAAUAAUUAUAAAAGGUACAAACAGAACCCAACAAUUGGUGAAAAAUCACCAAUUUGCUAUUUAAUUCUAUUGAAUUUUACAUUUUUAGUUCCUCUUAGAUAAUUGAUCUCACUAAGUAUAAAUGUAUAAUGAUAAUAAAAAGGAAGAUAAUUUAAUUACCAGAAAUUGGAAUGGAGCAUCUAUCAAAUAGAAAACUUUAAGGGGAUUUUAAUACUUUAAAAUAAUUUUGAGGGGGUUAAAUGUAAAACGUAAAUAAUAUAAAGAAACCCUAAUAAAUAAGUCGUUCAUUGAUCAAUCUUCUCCAAUUCUUGCAGCAUCACUUCUCCGUCGUUCCUCACCACCGAGAUUCGUUCACCGAGAGAUUGAAGCUUGACUCAAUGAGGGGAAGGAGCUACACUCCGUCACCACCUAGGGGUUAUGGGAGGAGGGGUCGAAGCCCAAGCCCUAGAGGCCGAUAUGGAGGUCGUAGCAGGGACCUCCCGACCAGUCUUUUGGUUCGCAAUCUACGCCAUGAUUGCAGGCAAGAAGAUCUCAGGAAGUCGUUUGAGCAGUUUGGUCCUGUCAAGGACAUUUACCUGCCAAGGGAUUAUUAUACCGGGUGAGCAUGUUUUGUAAAUAGGACAACCAACACUUGAUUUUUACUUAUGUUCUGAUUAGAAAAUAUCCCUAUUUUCACAUCUUCUUUCUUGAUUUGUUUACUACGUUUAUCUGCCUUUCCUUUUUCUUUCGGUCAUCUCUUUGUGUCUUCUCAUGGAUACUAGGGCCUUAUGAGAAUCUUCUUAAAAACUGAUUUCAUAAAUUAAAUUUAGGCUCCAUAUUUUUCAGAUAGUAAUUUUCUGUGACAUGACAAUAGACAGUGAGCAUACUUGUGGUCUUAAACCACUAGUUUUCGGUGUCGUUAGGUGGAUUAGUCGUUUAGAAUUUAGUACCUGGUGAGACCUCAUAGUUUUUAGUCGCUUAAGGAAAAGGAUACAUGAUGAUAUGUUCCAUGUCUGAACACACUAUGAGUGAGUUAAUUGAAGUUGUUGAGGUUUAGCAGUGAAUCUAAAGAAUUGAAGACAUCAAAGAAGUAAUUAGAGUUCUUAUGAAGAUGUUCUAUAUGGUAGUGAAGAAUUGAAGUGAAGUUGAGUUUGUAUUCUAUGUGAAGAUGAAUCAAGUCUUCAAGAAGUCAUCUUUGUACUGACACUUGCAAGGCUAGCAGGCAAGUGCUUGCUUUUUUCAUGUUUACUGAUAUCUUCGGUUGCAGGGGAUCAUAUCGCCAGUUGUCCUUCAACAGGAUUGUUAUAAAGUGGUACAUCUUCCUCGCCAUUUUGUAUGUUUGGUUUCUAGUCUGAGAUCUUUUUGUUCUACAUUUUGAAUGCAGAGAUCCGCGAGGGUUUGGGUUCGUUCAAUUUAUGGACCCUGCUGAUGCUGCUGAUGCAAAACAUCACAUGGAUGGUUAUCUUCUUCUUGGCCGUGAGUUGACUGUCGUGUUUGCAGAAGAGAACAGAAAGAAACCGACUGAAAUGAGAGCAAGGGAGCGUGGUGGAGGAAGAUUUCGGGAUAGAAGACGUACUCCACCUCGUUACUACUCUCGCUCUCGUUCUCCUCCCCCUCGACGUGGUAGAUCUCGGUCACGGAGCGGUGACUAUUAUUCUCCUCCCCCUAGAAGACAUCACCCAAGAUCUAUCUCGCCCAGGGAAGAGCGAUAUGAUGGGAGGAGGUCAUACUCGCGCUCACCUGCCUCUGAUGGCUCAAGGGGUCGCAGUUUAACUCCAGUCAGAGGUAAGAGCCGCAGCUUAAGCCCCAGCCCUAGAAGAAGCAUAAGCCGUAGCCCAAGAAGAAGCAGGAGCCCAAGCCCAAAAAGAAAUAGGAGCGUUAGCCCAAGAAGAAGCAUAAGCCGUAGCCCUAGAAGAAGCAGGAGUCCGAGGAGAAGCAGAAGAAGCUACACUCCUGAACCCGCCAGAAGCAGGAGCCAAAGCCCGCAUGGGGGCCAGUAUGACGAAGACCGUUCACCAAGCCAGUGAUUGAUUCGUCACUCUUUUGCUAGUCUUCUCUAGAUUAUGGUUGUGUCUUGUACCCUUAUCCUAAGACGAAGUUAAGAUGAUACUGAAAAGCCGAGAACUUUAUGUUUUGGGUUUUUAUGUUUUGAUCUAUGGAACAUGUGGGGAACAUGGUACUGUUAUUAUAAGUUCUUUAAGAUAUAAUCUGAGGUUAUUAUGAUAGUUGCAACAUUGGUCAACCACACAAGGAGCUCAUGGAGGAAGCUUUUUGGAUUACUUGCGAAUAUAUCAGCUCUAGUUUUUGUUAUCCGUCGUAUCAACCAAAGCAUUUUCAAG